This is a messenger RNA of Caenorhabditis briggsae, 354 nucleotides long. The transcript is spliced from 2 exons. The coding region runs from base 1 to 354 and encodes 117 amino acids. The record is from RefSeq and is a predicted model, not a curated record. NCBI's taxonomy places the organism in Eukaryota, Metazoa, Nematoda, Chromadorea, Rhabditida, Rhabditidae.
AUGCUCUCCGCAGUUGCCUCAACAUCAUCACUCAUUCAAUUCACCACGUCAUCGCCACUGGCUUCUCGACGAAAAAUCAGUGAAAUCUCCAACCCGACAGAAUCGCUGUAUCGAAAAUGGUCGCAUGUUGGAACGCCGCCAAGGUGCUCAACGAGCACAAUGAUAGCUGGAGGAAUUCAGCAGAAGGGUGUACUCCAAUUGACACUUUCAAUGUCGGCAAAGGAUCGAGCGAGGAAGUUCUCUGAGAAAAUUGCCUCCUGGGUCAGCAUGAGCAUUUCCAUUUUUUCAGCUCCUCUAUUCCUUUUUCUCCAUAUAUGUAUUUCUUUUUUUUUGUCCCAUAACUUUAUUUAUUAG